AUGCCUUUGAGAGACACCUGGGUGCUUUGGGAGCAGGCUGUGCCUCCGAAUGAUGGCAAGGGCUCAGCCUAUUCCGACUCCAUGAAGGAAAUUGUGCCGUUCAAGACUGCACAGGAGUUCUGGAGCAUCUGGAACGGCGUGCCCCAACCGAGUGAGCUUCUGGACAACAAGCGCAUCACGAGAGACAAUGCGGGCACCCAGAUGGCAAUUGAUGCCAUCAUGAUCUUUAAGCAGGGGGUCAAGCCAGAAUGGGAAGAUCCUCUGAAUGCGAGUGGAGGGCACUUCCAGGUGCAGCUCAAGGGUAGCAUUGGCGGAGCACAGAUAGACGAGUACUGGAACAACAUUGUUCUGGGAAUGGUCGGGGGCACUCUCGAGCCCUAUGACAUGAUCACAGGAGUCCGGCUAGUGGACAAGCUUUCAGGAGCAAAGGCUGCUGGCAUCCUCAGGAUCGAGCUUUGGUUCUCCAAGUACGACCAACAAGACGCGGUCAACACAUUAAAAAAGAGCAUGGAAAAGUGCAUGUGUGAAAAGCUGGAUGGCUCCGCGGGGACUGCAGUGAAGAUAGAGCUCAAACGUGCGGCCCCCAACUGCUUGGAGAACAUAUUUCAGCGCUGGUGUGCGCAUGGUUGA
Molecule: messenger RNA, 630 nt
Organism: Symbiodinium natans
Lineage: Eukaryota; Dinophyceae; Suessiales; Symbiodiniaceae
Source: the annotation of a GenBank genome assembly